Messenger RNA from Oncorhynchus masou masou (cherry salmon), 1302 nucleotides. Its product is annotated as desmin-like. The transcript has 6 exons. Lineage: Eukaryota; Metazoa; Chordata; Actinopteri; Salmoniformes; Salmonidae. Gene Ontology annotation, molecular function: structural constituent of cytoskeleton. Gene Ontology annotation, cellular component: intermediate filament; Z disc; cell-cell junction. Gene Ontology annotation, biological process: intermediate filament organization; skeletal muscle organ development. The coding region runs from base 64 to 1302 and encodes 412 amino acids. The record is from RefSeq and is a predicted model, not a curated record.
UUCAGUCAUCAACCUCCAACAGCAACCCAGUUCCUCCAGCCAGACCCUUGGACAACGUCCACCAUGAGCAAGUCCUUCUCCUCCCAGUCCGCCCAGUCAGCCUCUUCCUACCGCCGGACCUUCGGUUCUGGUAUUGGAUCCACCCCAGGCAUGUCCUCCAUGUUCUCCCACGGUGGACACGGCUCCUCUGGCUCGGCCCACAUGUCCUCCAGAGUCUACGAGAUGACCAAGAGCUCUGCCCGGCCCAGCUACUCCUCCGGCAGCAUUCGUUCCUCCUCCGGCGGCGCGAUGCGCUCGUACGCCGGCAUGGGCGAGAAGCUGGACUUCAACCUGGCCGACGCCACGAACCGCGACUUCCUAGACACCAGGACCAAUGAGAAGGCAGAGCUGCAGCACCUGAAUGACCGGUUCGCCAGCUACAUCGAGAAGGUCCGUUUCCUGGAGCAGCAGAACGCUACUCUGGUGGUGGAGAUCGAGAGGUUGAGGGGUCACGAGCCGACCCGCGUGGCCGAGAUGUACGAGGAGGAGAUGAGAGAGCUGAGGCGUCAGGUGGACGGCAUGUCCAAUGACCGAGCCCGCAUGGAGGUGGAGAGAGACAACCUGGCAGACGACCUGCAGAAACUCAAACUCAGACUGCAGGAGGAGAUCCACCAGAGGGAAGAGGCAGAGAACAACCUGUCUGCCUUCAGAGCUGACGUGGACUCUGCCACUCUGGCCAGGCUGGACCUGGAGAGACGCAUUGAGAGUCUACAGGAGGAGAUCGCCUUCCUCAAGAAGAUCCACGAAGAGGAGAUCCAUGAGCUGACGAGCCAGAUGCAGGAGACCUCGGUGCAGGUCCAGAUGGACAUGUCCAAACCAGACCUGACCGCUGCCCUCAGGGACAUCCGUAUGCAGUACGAGGGCAUCGCAGCCAAGAACAUCUCCGAGGCAGAGGAAUGGUACCAGUCCAAGGUGUCAGACCUGAACCAGGCUGUGAACAAGAACAACGAUGCUCUGAGACAGGCCAAACAGGAGAGCAUGGAGUUCAGGCAUCAGAUCCAGUCCUACACCUGUGAGAUCGACUCUCUCAAGGGAACCAACGAGUCUCUGCUGAGGCAGAUGAGGGAGAUGGAGGAUCGUCUAGGAAACGAGGCUGGAGGUUACCAGGACUCCGUCACCCGUCUGGAGGCUGAGAUCGCCAAGAUGAAGGAUGAGAUGGCUCGUCACCUCAGAGAGUACCAGGACCUCCUCAAUGUCAAGAUGGCCCUGGAUAUAGAGAUCGCUACCUACAGGAAGCUACUGGAAGGAGAGGAGAGCCGGUAG